Vigna radiata var. radiata (mung bean) is the source of this 2452-nucleotide messenger RNA. Its product is annotated as nucleobase-ascorbate transporter 3. The record is from RefSeq and is a predicted model, not a curated record. Gene Ontology annotation, biological process: transmembrane transport. The transcript is spliced from 14 exons. The coding region runs from base 1 to 1644 and encodes 547 amino acids. Gene Ontology annotation, molecular function: transmembrane transporter activity. Gene Ontology annotation, cellular component: plasma membrane; plasmodesma. Lineage: Eukaryota; Viridiplantae; Streptophyta; Magnoliopsida; Fabales; Fabaceae.
AUGGGUGAGGAGCACCACCAUGCACCGCCACCAGUUCAGGCGCCUCCAGCUGGUCCACCACCGCCGAAUCUUGCACUUUCUAGAGGCCCAGUGUGGAAUCCAGCUGAACAACUCUUGCAACUUCACUAUUGCAUCCACUCAAAUCCUUCUUGGCCGGAGGCGCUUCUACUGGGUUUUCAGCACUACAUUGUGAUGCUUGGAACAACUGUUCUGAUUGCAACCACGCUGGUUCCUGCAAUGGGUGGGAACCAUGGUGACAAGGCCCGCGUUAUUCAGUCAUUGUUAUUUAUGUCUGGGGUGAACACACUGCUUCAGACCUUGUUUGGGUCAAGGCUUCCAACUGUGAUGGGUGGAUCGUUUGCUUUUUUACUCCCAGUGUUGUCCAUAAUAAACGAUUACACAGACAGAACAUUUCCUUCUGAGCACGAGAGGUUCGUCUACACUAUCAGAACAAUUCAAGGGUCCCUCAUCGUUUCUUCUUUUGUCAAUAUCUUCCUUGGUUUUAGUAAGACAUGGGGAAAUUUGGCAAGGUUGUUUAGUCCCAUAAGCAUUGUACCUGUGGUAUGUGUGGUGGGUCUUGGUCUGUUCUCCAGGGGCUUUCCAUUGCUUGCAAAUUGUGUGCAGAUUGGCUUACCUAUGCUCAUUCUACUUGUAAUAACACAACAGUAUUUGAAGCGUCUUCAUCAUGCUGCACAUCAUGUACUUGAGAGGUUUGCUUUACUUCUCUGCAUUGCUGUCAUCUGGGCAUUUGCUGCUAUCCUUACUGUUGCAGGUGCAUAUAAUACUGCUAAAACACAGACCCAAGUGAGUUGUCGCACAGAUCGCUCAUACCUUAUGUCUUCUGCUCCAUGGAUUAAAGUCCCAUAUCCAUUCCAGUGGGGUACCCCCAUAUUCAGAGCCAGUCAUGUCUUUGGGAUGAUGGGGGCUGCACUUGUCUCUUCUGCUGAGUCAACUGGUGCUUUCUUUGCUGCAGCCAGGCUUUCUGGUGCAACACCACCUCCUGCACAUGUGCUUAGCCGAAGCAUUGGGUUUCAGGGCAUUGGCAUGUUGAUUGAAGGCAUAUUUGGUUCCGUUGUUGGUACUACUGUAUCUGUUGAAAAUGUGGGCCUACUUGGUCUAACACAUAUAGGAAGUCGCAGAGUUGUGCAGAUAUCAUGUGGUUUCAUGAUCUUCUUUUCUAUUUUUGGGAAAUUUGGAGCCUUUUUUGCUUCGAUUCCCCUACCGAUAUUUGCUGCUAUAUACUGUGUUUUGUUUGGUAUUGUGGCUGCUGUUGGAAUUUCUUUUAUACAGUUUGCAAAUACUAACUCCAUAAGAAAUAUCUAUGUUCUGGGCAUAACCUUGUUUCUAGCAAUAUCAGUUCAACAAUAUUUUGUCAAUAACACUGCACCAGAUGGUCAUGGUCCAGUUAAAACAGAUGGUGGAUGGUUUAAUGACAUUUUGAACACCAUAUUCUCUUCUUCCCCAACUGUGGCUAUAAUUGUUGGGACCCUUAUUGACAACACACUUGAAGGAAAAUCUAAAGCUGUGGACAGAGGACUUCCAUGGUGGGUUCCUUUUCAGAAUAGGAAGGGAGAUGUUAGAAAUGACGAGUUCUACCGUCUACCUCUCAGGAUAAAUGAGUAUAUGCCCACCAGAUUUCUCUAAAGUACUCAUAUAUGCUUCUACUUAACCCCUUCUGUGAGCUUAAUUCUCAAAAUUUCAUGUACAAUGACCUUGUAAAAUAUGGUUAAACUAAUUUUUCCUCAAGUGGUCAGAAGCCAAAUUUUACCUUGUAUAAAUGGAUUGGAAUAGUAAUUCUUUGGAUAAACUACUCCAGAAAGAUGCUGAAAUUACUUUUCUCCUCUUAUUCAAAAUACUCUUGAUUUUUAUAGGAGAUAAAUCAGACGCAGUUUAGUCCUUUAUAAUGCAAAUGAACUUAACAGUACUGAAUAAUUGUUGAUGUGUUCCCCCUAUGAUAUUGUGCUCUUUCCUAAAGUCUUAGAAUAAUCAAUAGCUAUUUUUGAAACAUUUUGUUAUUGGUUUCAGUAUUUCAUGAGGUAUGAUGAAGUGCUAAAUACUUGUAUUGUUGCUUUUAAAGUUUCAUUUAGGUGUUUUGUUCUGAGUUUUCAAAGUUGAUAGCUCAUACAGAAAACUUACUGCAAUCACUGUUGUGAGGAAAAAUCUCUAAUAAUUUCACUUACAUUAGAAUAGAUAUUCAUCUUUCAAGUGAAUAGAAUGUGUAUUUCAAUAGCAGGUGAGAAAAAUGUAAUAUGAGGAAUUUUUUUACUGCAGGAGAGUGCAAAUUAUUCCAAUUCUUUAUAUUGUAGUUUCUUUAGUGCAAAAGUUCAGUUUGAGAUGGUAGAUUUUGUUCAUCACCAAGUUGGAUGAUGCUGAGGCUCUAAUCAAAGACUUGGAAUAGAGUAUUCAAUUGUGUCACUCUCAGUAUUAUUAUUGUAGUUUUUCUUAAGUCCAA